This is a messenger RNA of Silurus meridionalis, 5959 nucleotides long. It is a transcript of the gene epha3, whose product is annotated as eph receptor A3. The transcript has 18 exons. Gene Ontology annotation, cellular component: neuron projection; plasma membrane. Gene Ontology annotation, molecular function: protein binding; ATP binding; transmembrane-ephrin receptor activity. The record is from RefSeq and is a predicted model, not a curated record. Bases 217 to 3132 code for a protein of 971 amino acids. NCBI's taxonomy places the organism in Eukaryota, Metazoa, Chordata, Actinopteri, Siluriformes, Siluridae. Gene Ontology annotation, biological process: axon guidance; cell surface receptor protein tyrosine kinase signaling pathway; protein phosphorylation.
GGGGUGGUUGGUGUAGGGACCCAGCGGAAGUGCGCAGGGUGCGUGAGCGCGCGCGCGCGCAGACUCCUCCUUGUCUCCGGUGUCAAACUUGACAUCAGCGCUCGCGCCGAGAAUGGUAACGGGCUCGGCGGCGGCGGCGGCGUCGGAACAGCUCACUCGAGUCGUUGGCAUGUUUCAUGGAGUUAUGUACCUUUCUUUGCCUGCUCAACUGUCGUCAUGGGUUGCACGCGCUUCCUAACCCUCCUGCUCCUGCUCUUCAUGCUCGUGUCCUGCGCCGAAUCCAUCGUUUAUCCGUCCAACGAAGUUAACCUGUUGGAUUCCAAAGCAAGCCAAGGGGAGCUGGGAUGGAUAUCAUAUCCACCACAUGGGUGGGAAGAGAUCAGCGGUGUGGAUGAGCACUACACACCAAUUCGGACCUUCCAGGUGUGCAAUGUGAUGGAGUACAGCCAGAACAACUGGCUGAGAACCAACUGGAUCCCUCGUAGUUCUGCUCAGAAGAUCUAUGUGGAACUCAAGUUCACCCUGAGAGACUGCAACAGCAUCCCAUUGGUGCUGGGAACCUGCAAAGAAACUUUCAACUUGCACUACCUCGAGACAGACGAGGACCAGGGCAGUAAGUUUCGUGAACACCAGUUCUCGAAAAUAGACACCAUUGCUGCCGAUGAGAGCUUCACUCAGAUGGACCUGGGUGAUCGCAUUCUUAAACUCAAUACAGAAGUGCGAGAAGUAGGCCCAGUCACAAAGAAGGGUUUUUACCUGGCUUUCCAGGAUGUGGGGGCUUGCGUGGCCCUUGUGUCAGUAAGGGUGUACUUUAAGAAAUGCCCUUUCACAGUACGGAACCUGGCCAUGUUUCCUGACACAGUGCCCAUGGACACUCAAUCAUUAGUGGAGGUGAGAGGCUCCUGCGUUAACAACUCAAAGGAAGAGGACCCUCCCAAAAUGUACUGUAGCACUGAAGGAGAAUGGCUGGUACCCAUUGGAAAAUGUUUGUGUAACAUUGGUUAUGAGGACCGGGGAGUCACCUGCCAAGCUUGCCGGCCUGGCUUCUAUAAAGCUUCAUCUGGAAAUAUGAAGUGUUCUAAGUGUCCCCCACACAGCUACACCCACAAGGAAGGGGCUGUGCAUUGCAACUGUGACAAGAACUACUUCCGUGCAGAUGGAGACCCUGUGUCAAUGGCCUGCACCCGUCCUCCCUCUGCUCCUCGGAACGUUAUCUCAGUCAUCAAUGAGACGUCAGUGAUCUUGGACUGGAGUUGGCCAGAAGACACAGGUGGCCGAAAGGACUUGAUGUUUAAAGUAGUGUGUAAGCGUUGUUUGGCAGGGUCUAAACAAUGCGAGCCAUGCAGAGGGGCCGUGCGUUUCCUGCCUCAUGCUUCUGGCCUUGUGAACACCACAGUAACUGUGGCUGACUUGCUGGCACACACUAACUAUACAUUUGAGAUUGAGGCAGAAAAUGGAGUUUCCUCUCUGGCCACUGCAAUGCGCCAGUAUGCCAGUGUCACGAUAACUACUAACCAAGCAGCUCCAUCCCAGGUUAUAAUCAUCAGGAAAGACAGAACAUCCCGAAACAGCAUCUCACUAUCAUGGAUGGAGCCAGAACGACCCAAUGGUAUUAUCUUGGACUACGAGGUCAAGUACUAUGAGAAGCAAGAACAAGAGACCAGCUACACCAUCCUGAGAUGCAAGGGCACAAAUGUGACUCUGAAUGGACUAAAACCUGAUACCAGAUACCUGCUGCAGAUUAGAGCCCGUACUGCUGCGGGUUAUGGCAGCAGCAGCCGCAAAUUUGACUUUGAGACCAGCCCAGACUCUUUCUCAAUCUCCAGUGAGAACAGUCAGGUCAUGCUUAUUGCAAUUGCAUCUGCCGCGGCCAUCAUCCUCCUUACCGUGUUGUUUUACAUUGUGAUUAGCAGGUGCUGUAGAUACAGCAAAUCCAAACAUCCAGACAAAAAGAGACUUCACUUUGGUAACGGUCACUUGCGACUUCCUGGGAUUAGGACCUAUGUAGACCCCCACACUUAUGAGGACCCAAGUCAGGCGGUGCACGAAUUCGCCAAGGAGUUGGACGCUUCUUGCAUUGCCAUCGACAAAGUAGUGGGUGCAGGUGAAUUUGGGGAGGUGUGUAGUGGUCGACUGAAAUUGCCUUCUAAAAAAGAGAUCUGUGUGGCCAUCAAGACCCUGAAAGCAGGAUAUACUGAGACACAGAGGAGAGAUUUCCUGAGUGAGGCUAGCAUCAUGGGGCAGUUUGAUCACCCCAACAUUAUCAGACUGGAAGGAGUGGUUACACGCAGUAAGCCAGUAAUGAUUGUGACAGAAUACAUGGAAAAUGGUUCCUUGGACAGCUUCCUUCGAAAACAUGACGCUCAGUUCACAGUGAUUCAGCUUGUAGGAAUGCUGCGUGGUAUUGCAUCAGGUAUGAAAUACCUCUCAGACAUGGGAUAUGUUCACAGAGACCUCGCUGCCCGCAACAUCUUGGUCAAUAGCAACCUGGUAUGCAAAGUGUCUGACUUUGGCUUGUCCAGAGUGCUUGAAGAUGAUCCAGAGGCAGCCUACACAACAAGAGGUGGCAAGAUCCCAAUCAGGUGGACCGCACCAGAAGCUAUUGCUUAUCGCAAGUUCACUUCAGCCAGCGAUGUGUGGAGCUAUGGAAUUGUAUUGUGGGAAGUUCUGUCCUAUGGAGAGAGGCCUUACUGGGAGAUGUCCAAUCAGGAUGUGAUCAAGGCAGUGGACGAAGGUUACCGUCUUCCACCACCAAUGGACUGUCCUGCACCCUUAUACCAGUUAAUGCUCGACUGCUGGCAGAAAGAUAGAAACAACCGGCCCAAGUUUGAACAGAUUGUCAGCAUCCUGGACAAGCUUAUACGUAAUCCAGGCAGUCUGAAGAUCACGGCCAGCACCACCCCUAGGUCAGUCAAUCAGCUCCGUACCAGCACAGAUAUCACCUCAUUCAGCACUGUGGGCCACUGGCUGGAGAGUGCAAGGACUCUACCCUGUAAAGAGGCCUUCAGUGGAGUCAGCUACAGCUCUUGUGAUACACUACCCAAGACCUCUGCAGAAAUCUGUCUGGCUGAGGUCAGGCCUACAGCCACUUGUCCUGAGUGGGAGCCAUCCAUGGGAAUUACGACUCUUUAGGCCUUACACUGUGGACGGGACUUCAAGAAGGUCGGUGUAACGUUUCUUGGACCUCAGAAGAAGAUUGUGAGCAGUAUCAAAGUACUUGAAACACACUCAAAAAAUGGCCCAGUUCCUGUCUAAAAAAGUGAAUGAAAAAAUAUUAAAUAAUAGAUAAAAGGAUAAACAAAAGAGAGAGAAAUUCGGGAGAAUGAUGCUGCUUUAGAGUUUAAAGGACAGAAAUGUUGAAUAUGAGAAGAAUCAUAAACAAUAAUGUUUGCAUGUCAGGGCACAGUUAAGCGGUGCACCUGGAGAAUGGCUGUUGUUCCUGCAUCCAGUCACAUUGGUGAGGCAGGAAGUGUGCCUUGUGGACUGUUAUUGUAUUGCCUUAUGCAAUAAAGAAGAAUAAAAUAAAGGUGGGAACUUCUCUGCUAAAACUAAGCUUUGGGGCAGGACUCUAGGCUCCCAUAAGCUCCCCACAGAUCAGCAGAGCACUGUAUGAAGAGUGAGAUGGAGCAAUCAGGAACUUGGUGUCUCCACUGUGCAGAUACAACUACCAGCUCUUAACACAUGACAGGAGGGUUAUAAAAUGCAAAAACUGUAUAAUGCAGCCACCCUUUUGGAGAAAAUGAACUCAAGUCUAAGGACUGUUCCAUCCACAUGCCUCACUGGUUUUCUGUCUUGUUGGAUGGGGAGUGUCUUAGCUAGCUGAGGAGAAAAACGCCUGCCAGUACGCAAGAGAUGCCUUUAUAUUUCAAGAUUUCACUAGCGAUCUGGAGAGCUGGGGAAUGGAUUCCAGUAAACUACAGUGCAAUUGUCUAUCAAAGCAGGAAUGUCCAAAAAAAAGACAAAUUAUUAUUUCAGUCAUUUCCUUAUUUCUCAGUAGAUGUGUUACAUUGAGCAGCAUAUAUGUUUAACCAUUACAGACUUAGAAAAGAGGGAUCAACAAUAAAAGACUAUGUAUGUACUCCUUCAUUGUGUUCUUUAUGCCACUUCAAGUAGACACUUGCUUUUGGUGGUGAGGAAACCUGUAUCUGGACAAUUACUUUAAACAAAAGUGAUUAUGUAAAUUUGUAAAGUUCUUAGGGGAAAAAUCUAUGCGAUUCCUAGAUGUAUAUCCCUAAUCCGGCUUCCUGCUGGGCAACAUUUAGAGAAAUGUUUUGAAAUGUGGUUAAAAAAGUGUUAGUAACAUCUGCAUCUGUCCAGUAUGAUCACAAAGUAAGAAGGUCAAAGAACAUAGUGGAGUAGGGCAUUGAAAGUGUUGGAUACAGCAAAAAUGAAGGAUCUCAUUGAAGAGAAAAAUGUAUCAUUUCCUGUUGUGAAAUUUCAUAAAUCUUCAAACGGCACUAACAUAUUUGAGGGAAGGAACUUUAGGGACAAUGUGAAGUAAUAUGUCCAUCUUGCAAAAGCUCAGGAUGCACAGCCCUCAUUCGAUUUUAGGAUGGGAAAAGACCGAAAAUAAGUAAAUAUCAUGAACAGACUACUUCAAACUAAUGUUCUGUUCCAUUUGAUCAUAAAUUAGUUUGUGAUUACAAACAAAAAUAGAAAUGAUCUGAAAGGGGAAAAUAAAUGCAUAAUCCUUAAAAAUGUUUCAUAAGUGUGUUUUGACAUUGUUUAUUCAGAUCAUGAAUUAAAUACAUAGACUGUGGUUUUUCUCUAAAAUGAUGGAAACAUUUAGCUUUUCUUUUUUCCCUUUAAUCUGCCUGUAAAUGUUGCUGCUCCCACAGCUCUCAGCAUGUACAUAUGUAAACACACCCUGUAAUAACAGCAAUGGUGAACGCACCCAGCCAUCCUUUUGUACAAAUGUUUGUAUGUAUAAAAGAAUGAAAGAAAAUCUGUUUAAACUUUUAAAAAAAAGCAAAAUUUCAUUUGUAUUAUAUUUUCUGCUCUUUUGUAUCAUAUUUGUGUUUUUUUUAUUUUACAAACAAAAAUCAACAGCAAUGACCUAUUUAUUUGAUAACAAACAGUAUACCAUGCUAAUUUGACUGUUUUUUUGUUUGUUUGUUUUGUUUUGCAGCAUACAGUAAGUUAUGACAUUGUUAUUUGAUUACAUUAUCAGUGUUGUGCAUUUUCUUUUUUGAAACAUGACUAAAGAGAGCAAUACUGUUUUUCCACACUGUCCUCCUCUACUCUUCCUUUAGAAUGUUCUUUGUGUGUGUGAGGAUGUAAGUGUGCAUAUGUAGAUGGCCUUGUCUACUAAUGUAAAAUGAUUUGUAGUGGAAACAUUUAUAUUUUUAUAAUAAACUGUGUCAAAAUAUUUUCUAAAGAAUGAAUGAAGACAGGAUUGUGUCAUAAUGAUUUUACUUGACCAGUCUUAUGCUCCAGUGAUUGUAGUGGUGAUGCAUUGGGACAGUCAUCCUAAUAAACCUUUUAGUCAGAAUCAGUUGCAUCAUGGUCAAAUGCAUCAUAUAAGAAGCAACUAUGUAGCCAUGUUAAACCUUAAGGCAAGGUAGAUCUAGUCUUAUUCUGUGUUUCAUUUUCUUGUAUAAGUACUGUAAGGUUUGAUUUCAAAGCAACAGGAGUUACAUUACAAUUCAAGCAGAAAGUUCCUGCAGGUUCUAGCAUAUGUUCCAUCUACAGAAUCAGAAAUUUUACAGCAGGAAGCCAGCUAUAGUACUCUGUGUAAAAAGCCAUAUGUUUUGCCAGAAACUCAUAAGAAUUCCUAAGUUUGAAUUUUCUUUUUCACAGCUUAUGUUUCAGUUUUCACCAGUUAGCUCAUUACACUAGGAUGCAUUUAGUGAGUUAUAAAAUGUAAUUGCUCAGUUAUAAGAUUGAUUCAUGAUACGUUCUGUGAGAUUGGUCUGAAAUUCUCACCCACAAAAGGAAAUAAAAAUAAAAUUACACAUCC